Molecule: messenger RNA, 5459 nt
Organism: Leopardus geoffroyi (Geoffroy's cat)
Lineage: Eukaryota; Metazoa; Chordata; Mammalia; Carnivora; Felidae
Gene: PTPN21
Product: protein tyrosine phosphatase non-receptor type 21
Exons: 19
Coding region: 751-4254 (1167 amino acids)
Biological process (GO): protein dephosphorylation
Cellular component (GO): cytoskeleton
Molecular function (GO): protein tyrosine phosphatase activity
Source: RefSeq, a predicted model, not a curated record
UCCGCCCGCCCGCCCGCCCGCCGGGCCCUUGUGGGGAGGGACGCCCGGCCCCGGCCGCUCCGCUGCUCCGGCCGCGCGUCCCGUGCGCGUCCGUCCGUCCGUCCUCCUGCCGCCCCGACCCCCGCCCGGUUCCUUUGUGCGGCGCUCCCGGCCCGUCCCACCUCCAGGCCUUUCCCGUCGCCGCCGCCGGACUCUGCCCAGGGGAAUGGUCUGCGGGCCGAGGUUUUGGAGACAGGAAGUGAGGCGCGCGAGCCCCAUGAGCGCGCCUCGCCGCGGGCUGGCGUGCGGGCGCGGCUGCGGCUGCCGGGCGGCGGGACCCAGGGAGGCGGGCCGCUGAGCCGGGCGCGCGGCCCUGAGGAUGCGGGAGCGGGAGCAGGUGAGGGCGCGGGUCCCCGGCCGGCGGGCGGACGCUGGGGCCGAGCGGUGGGGUGUGUCCGCAAGCGGGGACUUCGGAGCGCGUCGGCCAGCUCAGGCGUCCCGGAGGAUGGGUCCCGGUUCCCAGACCCCUGGCAGCAGCGUAACAAAGAGAAAAGUCUUCCGUUUCCAGCACUGGCGUGGAUGCUCUCUUCGCCCGGCCUUUGGGGACUCGGUUGCUUUUUGAUGGCGGCAGCCGCUGCUGGGUGAGCAGCCGGAGACUGUACGGUGCUCCUGCGGUCAGGUCAGGAGAGGAUCGCUUUCUCCCGCCGUCACUACCACCGGAUUGGGGCGGUGCUUUUCCCUCUUCAACCCCUCCACCCGCGAAGGGAGAAGAUGCCACUGCCAUUCGGGUUGAAACUAAAACGCACCCGGCGCUACACGGUGUCCAGCAAGAGCUGCCUGGUUGCCCGGAUCCAGCUGCUCAAUAACGAGUUUGUGGAGUUCACGCUGUCCGUGGAGAGCACUGGCCAGGAGAGCCUGGAGGCUGUGGCCCAAAGACUGGAGCUGCGGGAGAUCACUUACUUCAGCCUCUGGUACCACAACAAGCAAAAUCAGCGCCGUUGGGUAGAUUUGGAAAAGCCUCUCAAGAAGCAGCUGGAUAAAUAUGCAUUGGAACCUACCGUCUAUUUUGGAGUGGUGUUUUACGUGCCUUCAGUUUCACAGCUGCAGCAGGAGAUUACCAGGUACCAGUAUUAUCUGCAGCUGAAGAAAGAUAUCUUGGAAGGAAACAUUCCUUGUACAUUAGAACAAGCAAUUCAGCUAGCCGGCUUAGCUGUUCAAGCCGAUUUUGGUGACUUUGAUCAAUAUGAAUCCCAGGACUUCCUUCAGAAAUUUGCCUUGUUUCCUGUGGGGUGGUUACAAGAUGAAAAAGUAUUGGAAGAAGCAACCCAAAAAGUGGCCUUACUGCAUCAGAAAUACAGAAGGCUCACGGCUCCUGAUGCUGAAAUGCUGUACAUGCAGGAGGUAGAGAGGAUGGACGGCUAUGGAGAAGAGAGCUACCCCGCAAAGGAUAGCCAAGGCAGUGACAUAUCCAUUGGAGCAUGUCUUGAAGGCAUCUUCGUGAAACACAAGAAUGGAAGGCCUCCUGUGAUAUUUAGGUGGCAUGAUAUUGCUCACAUGUCCCACAAUAAGUCCUUUUUUGCAUUAGAGCUGGCCAGUAAAGAGGAGACCAUCCAGUUUCAAACUGAAGACAUGGAAACCGCAAAAUACGUGUGGAGACUCUGUGUUGCGCGACACAAAUUCUACAGACUAAAUCAAUGCAGCCUGCAAACCCAGACUGUCACAGUGAACCCAAUUCGGAGGAGGUCGUCUUCAAGGGUGUCUCUGCCUAAGCCCCAGUCCUAUGUGAUGCCUCCCCAACCCCAGCUGCAUUAUAAUGGACAUUAUACGGAACCAUACACUUCCUCCCAAGAUAACCUCUUUGCCACCAACCAGAAUGGAUACUAUUGCCACUCCCAGACGAGUCUGGAUCGAGCCCAGAUUGACCUCAGCGGUCGGAUCCGAAACGGCAGUGUAUACAGCGCGCACAGCACCAACUCCCUGAACAACCCUCAGCCCUACCUGCAGCCCUCCCCCAUGUCCUCCAACCCGAGCAUCACUGGGAGUGACGUCAUGAGGCCCGACUACGUGCCGUCACACCGCCACAGCGCCCUGAUCCCGCCGUCGUACCGCCCGACCCCGGAUUACGAGACGGUCAUGAAGCAGCUCAACCGGGGAAUGGUGCCCGCCGAAAGGCAGAGCCGCUCGCUGCGAAACCUCAACAUCGGCAACUCGUACGCCUACAGCCGGCCGGACGCGCUGGUCUACAGCCAGCCGGAGAUUCGGGAGCACGCGCACUUCGCCUCCCCGCAGUCGGCGCACUACCCGUUCAGCCUCAACUACAGUUUCCACAGCCCGUCCCCGUACCCGCACCCCGCCGAGCGGCGGCCCGUGGCGGGCGCCGUCAGCGUGCCCGAGCUGACCAACGUGCAGCUGCAGGCGCAGGACUACCCGGCCCCCAACAUCAUGCGCACGCAGGUGUACCGCCCACCCCCGCCCUACCCGCCCCCGCGGCCGGCCAACAGCACCCCGGACCUGUCCCGCCACCCGUACAUCAGCAGCAGCAACCCCGACCUCAUCACCAGGCGCGUGCACCACUCGGUGCAGACGUUCCAGGAGGCCAGCCUGCCGGUGGCGCACUCCCUGCAGGAGGUCAGCGAGCCGCUCACGGCCGCCCGGCGCGCGCACCUGCACAAGAGGAACAGCAUCGAGGUGGCCGGGCUGGCGCACAGCCUCGAGGGCCUGCGGCUGAAGGAGCGCACGCUGUCCGCUUCGGCCGCCGACCCGCCGCCGCCGCGGCCAGUCUCCGCGGGCUCCCAGCCAGGCGGCUUCCCCGAGAGGGCCGAGCGGGACGAGGCGGACGAGCGGGGAGGCCUGGGCUAUGGCCACAAGAAGUCUCUCUCGGACGCCACCAUGCUGAUCCACAGCAGCGAGGACGAGGAGGACCCGGAGGAGGACGUGGCCACGCUGGAGGUGCCCCUGCUGCCGGCCCGCGCGCCACGGGGCCGCCGCUCCCCCGAGCCUCCGCCUGGCUCGGCCCGUGGGCCCUGCGCCCCGGUCCCCGCCGCUUUGGGUCCGGGCCCCCUGCACGGCCGCGAGCCCGGGCCCCAUCUCGGGGAGGCCCUUCGACCCCGUAGAGAGGGGCUGCUUACGCCCUCCAUGUCCGAAUCUGAUCUCACCACGUCGGGGCGCUACCGAGCCAGGAGGGACUCCCUGAAGCAGCGGCCGGUGUCAGAUCUCCUCUCCGGAAAGAAGAACGUCGUGGAAGGCCUUCCGCCGCUAGGGGGAAUGAAAAAGAGCCGGGUAGAUGCAAAAAAAAUUGGUCCUCUUAAAUUGGCUGCCCUAAAUGGACUCUCCCUGUCUCGACUGCCUCUGCCGGAUGAAGGAAAGGAAGUGCCUGCCAGAGCCACCAAUGACGAGAGGUGUAAAAUUCUGGAACAGCGGUUAGAACAGGGAAUGGUAUUCACAGAAUAUGAAAAAAUUCUUAAAAAACGGCUAGUUGAUGGGGAGUGCUCAACAGCACGACUCCCUGAAAAUGCAGAAAGAAAUCGAUUCCAAGAUGUCCUUCCCUAUGACGAUGCCCGAGUGGAGCUGGUCCCAACUAAAGAAAACAAUACAGGCUACAUCAAUGCGUCUCAUAUUAAGGUCUCUGUCAGUGGAAUUGAGUGGGAUUAUAUCGCCACUCAGGGACCAUUACAGAAUACCUGUCAGGAUUUCUGGCAGAUGGUGUGGGAACAGGGAAUUGCCAUUAUAGCCAUGGUGACAGCGGAAGAGGAGGGCGGAAGGGAGAAGAGCUUCAGGUAUUGGCCACGACUUGGCUCCAGGCACAACACCGUCACCUACGGGAGGUUUAAGAUCACAACCCGGUUCCGCACGGACUCUGGCUGCUACGCCACCACCGGCUUAAAGAUGAAGCACCUGCUCACGGGGCAGGAGAGGACAGUGUGGCAUCUCCAGUACACAGACUGGCCUGAGCACGGCUGUCCGGAGGACCUCAAGGGGUUUUUGUCAUACCUCGAAGAGAUCCAGUCUGUUCGACGCCAUACAAAUAGUACCAGUGAACCAAAAAGCCCCAACCCUCCCUUGCUGGUCCAUUGCAGCGCAGGAGUGGGAAGGACUGGCGUCGUCAUCUUGUCGGAGAUCAUGAUCGCCUGUCUGGAACACAACGAGGUGCUGGACAUCCCAAGGGUGCUGGACAUGCUGAGGCGACAGAGGAUGAUGAUGGUGCAGACCCUCUGCCAGUACACGUUCGUGUACCGAGUGCUCAUUCAGUUCCUGAAAAGCUCAAGGCUCAUAUGAGCUCCCACAGCUUGUCACGGGGACCGAUGGAUCAUGGGAAGCGUUUACAGCGAAAAGAAGUGCUUGCCUGAUCCUACUUCCUCCGGCACCCUGGGCCGCCAGAGACCGUGUGAAUGGGUGACGGGCACUGAAGGCACUGUGCCGAGCAGGAGGCCAAAGUCGGGAGGCUUGGCCCGGGACAGAUGCUGAGGGAGAAGGACUCGGUUCCCAGGGCCUCGCCCGGCUCCGGUCUGUCCCGUUUGCGGUACUUGCACACUUUGUGGAGGUUGUGUUUUCCAGACAAUUCUCUGUUUUACUGAAGCUAUGCUGGGCAACUCUGGCAAUCAUUAAGGCGCAUAGAUUUCUAUCUUAAACUAGUUUUUGAUAAUGGAAUUUUAUUUUAUGACUAAAGUAUUUGAACUUUCCGGGCGGAUGGUCCACAGGUGUGAUUGGUUCCUGUAUAAGUUUGUAUUUAAAACCAUGUUGCUGUUUCUCGUUACUUCUUAAAAACCUUGGGUACUUAACAGUUUAGUUACCAAACUCUAAACUCCGAGAAGAAUCUAAAAGUGUUAUUUUCAAACAUAGAAAGCAUUUUUAUAUUCAGAAAAUUUCUUAUUCUAAAAAUUCUAUAUAUUUGUACCUUCUAUUUUUUCCAGACGAGAGUUCAUCUCAACUCAUUAAGGUACUGAAAUGAAUGAAGGCACAUGAUUGAAAAUGUAAGAGAAUAAUCAGAUUCACCAUUUUAUUCGGUGUUAUUUGUAAACCCAAACGAGUUCGAUUUUUCAUUGGUUGAAAAUGAAUUGAAAAACCUUGCAUCGGAUGGUUUUAAGCACUUUUUUUUAUUAAAAACAGAUCUGAGUUUUGACAUGUGCUGCUUUACAGAUGAAACAGUAACAGUGGACAUUGCUCCAGAAGGAGUGUUUUGGAAGAGCUAAGGAAUAAGUUAAGUGUAUGUAGGAUGGUUCGGGCAAGAGUGAGUGUGGCAUAAGUACAAGAUGCCUUUGGCCAAAGCACAGUAUUAACUAUACUCAGACUGCGAGGCUGGGGUGGAGAGAGGGGGAGCUUGGGAGGGUGGGGGCCGAGCUGCCCCCAGACGGUGGGUAUCCCCGGGAAAUUCAAGAGCCAUCUCUGUCAUCUGUCAGUGACUGUUUCCCUGGAGUUUCUUAUACCUAAACUCCUUUUCUAAUAAAUAAAGUCAGGUUUCUGUGACCAUCAAAAGCCUUGAA